UUCUGAACGGCCUUCAUGAAUUAGCUUGUCCGCUGGCCCUUUUCUGCAACACGUACAUCACUGAUGUAGCGUUUUUGUUGAUCAGGGAGAGAGGACGAUUCGAAUGAGCUGUACUUAGCGAGUGGCAACGUCGGCCAACAUUAUGCUGCUACUGUGAAUAGUUCAUAAAUGCUUGAGAAUCUGGGUUUGUUCAUUUGUGUGUAGUCAGUAUAUAACAUUGUCGUCCCUAAUGUUGUGUGGAAUUGAGUUUAUUCCAUACUAAAUUCUUCGCGAUGGACUUAACCUAAUACAACGGUGCUUUCUCCAGGGGAUUCGGCAAUCAAAUUUUACGCGAUUUCUGAUGUUUCUGCGAGUUCAAAAUGGAAAAUAAUGUGCCCAUGAAAACACUUGGCCCAUCUGCGUCCAUGCUGGAUAAACUUCAAGAAAUAUGGGAUGAUAUCUUCCAUAAAGAAGUUCCGAGCCAACAACCACAGUCGAGUUGUAUGACAAACCAUGCCGACCAUGACUUACUAUAUCAAACAGAAACCAUCGCACGAGAAACUGACAAAAACGCCCAUCGUGACAGUGCCAGCCCUAUUUUAGGUAAUGAGAAACAGUCUGGUCUCGGGAUGUCAAUUCCCAAUAAUUUUACUUCAAAUGCUGAAGUCAUCUGCACUGAUCAAAUUCAGCAAGGAAAUGGAGCUCGGGACAGGCGUUCCCAGAAAGGAGAGAGCACUCGUUUCAAACCAAAUCUUGUAAAAAGUCAAAGUUCGCCAUUGGGGAACAAAAUGGCGUCAUCUGCCUCUACGCCACUUUCCAGGAAGCGAGCUAUUUCCAUGACAACCCAACGUCCAGCUAAGACGAACGACUCAGAGUUUCGCGUAGUAUCAGCACAUCGGGUUGAUGUAGAGGAAGAUAAGCUCUCUGACGUGUCAUCAAUUUAUGAACAAUUUGAAGUAAGUGGUGAUCGGCAUGACAUGCGAUUUCCAUGGCAACACGACGUUCCUGUCCAGUGUGAUCGCGUGCAAACAAAGGAGGUUAGUAUCCAGACGAAUUUCGAGCCGUGUAGUCAGUGCCAACUCGGAAGACUCUCCAACUGUUCUGAUCUGAGUGAGUUGGAUUCUGCAAGCAAUUACGGGAUCGAUAUGCGCAAACGAAGCUCAGUCAUCUCAUCCUUACGCCGAUCAACCAGCAAAUCGAAGCCUAGACUACAGCGUCAAAAUUUUAGCCUUGACCUCACCGAAUGCUCGGAAACUCACAAUGGUGGACACCUUGUGAAUGGAACUACAGCGCCUGGGUCACCCACAGGUCCCUUCAGGAGUCGUUCAAGUCGGAUAUCUACAUUACGCCCUCUAUCGGACUCAGACAUCAGUCGAAGUUCAGUGGAGAACUUCUUGGGGCACUCAAAGAUUAUCCGGAGACGCAAAAAUGCUGACGUUGCAGCUGCUAAGAAUGGUACAAGUUUGAAUCUGACUGAAGAUACGACUGAUCAAGACUCUUUACUGUGUUCUCCAUGUCCGUCGCCUAUUCCACAGGAAUUCGAAAAUUCUUCGCACUUGAAAACGAGGCCGAAGGUAAUUAUUACUCAGCACGACGAUCCUUGCUGUGAAGUCCAAUCACAACGAAGUAGCAGCAAUUGCUCACAGGACUCUCAGACGAGCGACAGUAGUUCCCUAAGAGUCCCCUCCCCAGAUUUUCUGCAAACCAAGGCGGUCUUCAAGAAAGAUAGAUCGACCUUCUCUGGUAGUAGCGACACGGAGGACAAUGAACCAUCUGCCCGUCCACCGACUUCUAGAAUUCACCAGCGACGAGGAGCUGUCAUCUCACAGGUUCCUCCUAAUAGCUCCGACUGUGGAGACGAUGACGGGGGAGGUAGUGGUACCAGCUGUGUACAAGACUCGAGGCCUGGCGGUACCAACUCCCCACCUAACCAUGGAGACCUGCUCUUCCCACCAAACCUAGGAAACGAACACAGGUGUAGCAUUAUGAGUACAGCAAGCUCAACACUGGCAUCUGUAGCUGCAGUUCAUUUACAAGAUUUCAUCGAGGCCAGCGCCACAGCAUGCUUUGAGAGUAACCAACUGGACCAAGAUAAUAACGACGGCGCAGAAACCAAAAAGAAGCUGCAUGCUCUAUUCAAGAAGAAAUUUGGUAAAGACAAAGACAAGAGUAUGAUUGACGAUAUCACCACGGUUUUUACAAAUUUUAAAAUACGAGACCAAGAUGACUUGGAAUUUGCAGCAUACAAAGACAAGCAUUGGCGGGAUGUAAUCAUGGAAGUCGAAAACAAUAACACAAACAACUCAGUGCACUCGCCCUCUCAAGAGGAAGUGAAACGAAGAGACAAGGUCUGGGAGUUAUUUCAUAGCGAGUGCGUCUACCUCAUAGAACACAUCCUCGUCUUGAAAAAUGUAUUCCAGGAGCCUCUCCGCGCCUUACAAUGCGAGGGAUACCUUAUGUACAUCGAACCUGCUAAAAUAUUCGCAAAUAUAGACGAACUCAGCCAGGUCAGUGCCUCGUUUUGUCGAGAUCUCAUCCGAAUGCUUCUGGCAAAAGCAAGCAGAACAGACUUCUGCCAUACGGAUGCAGUAGUAACUGCCUUUGCAAUGUUUGGUAACCGUGUGUGUCCAGCCUAUCAGAGGUAUUGCAUGAAUUACUCAUCUGCUCUGCACUACAUUGACAACCUAAAAAAACACGAAGACUUCGUUGAAUUUGUGAAGCUUUGCGAACAGGACACACGAUGCAAAAGAUUACAACUUGCCGACCUGAUGGUAGCACCCAUCCAGCACGUGACCAAGUACCCCUUGCUUUUGAAAGACAUACGGGAACGCACAGAUGACCCUAUUGAGCGCGCCAGCUUGAACGCAACCCUGCAGGCCGUCGGAGUUGCAUUGAAUGAACUGGACGGUAAGGUCAAGUGGCUUGGCAACUUCGAGAGAUUGCGAGAGUUGCAGCAGAUGAUCACGUGGCCACAGGUUGAAGAACUGGACCCCAGAGUAUCUGUACCCGAGUUUCUCAAGGACACGGUAGCCAAGAUGUCAAAAAGCAAUUUGCUUGCCAGCACUAAAAGGACGCUUCUACAUGAGGGACCACUUACACUGAUCGAUGGAACCAAAUCUUCAGAGAUGUAUAUCUUCCUCUUUGAUGACAUGCUACUUAUCAGCAAAAUCCGAAAGAAUAACGUCAAGAAAAAGUCACUUCCAGACGGCAUGACAAUCUCUGCCACGCCGCCUGUCCCACGUAAGAAGGAUGGCUUUUCCUUCAUUGUGUACAGGCCUCCCAUCCCCUUGGACAGGGUCUCUGUGAUAGAGUUAGAGAGCAAACGGGCAGCAGCAAGUGGCCUAAAACAUGGAUUUGUUCUGCUACAAAACAGCAGAUACCAGCAAUUUGUUGGAGCGUACACAUUAGCUGCCAGUGACGACAAUAGCAAGCAAAUUUGGCUCACACAUUUGAAAAAUGCUCGCGAGAAAUGGAUCCUGAUGCUUCGUAAUGACGAGGGAGAUGACUUCGCCAAUGAUGACAUGCGACGAGACAGGAAAAAAACUCUUUGAGAAAACUUUCUAAACUUGUGAUUGCGUCUCUAUGGUAAUGGAUGUGUGUGUGUGCGAUGAUGGCCACGUAACCACGAUGAUGGCGUAUCUUCAAUUUAGAUAUCAGUCUUGUGGUAGAAUUGUGUUGCAUUACCCUUCUUCGAAAAUUGGCAGAAGGAAAAGCUUACAAAUCUACAAGACAGUGGCAGUGAUAUCAGCCUGCUGUUGGAAGAAGUAUUGGAUAUUGUCUCUUUUUUCAAACAGAACGAUUUGAUACGAUGAUUUCAUGUUUCAGCUCGGAAACAUCCAAACUGAGCCAGAUUUAUUACUUUCCCGUUACGACCAUUUUAACACAUAACGCAAUGCCCAUGCAAUUUCUUUACAUAGCUGUGGUUAAAGGCACAUAGCAACAUUUAGUAGAGUCAUUUUUCUGGAAUCCGUGACCGUGUUGCGGAUACCUUUUUUUCUUGAUGGAUUUGACAAAUUGGACCAAUUUAAAGAAAAAAUAUUUCCUAUACACCUCCCAAAAGUGACGGCAAACUUUUUUAUAGCACUUUUUUUCAAAAUGGCUGCCGACGCCAUAUUGAAAUACAUA
Molecule: messenger RNA, 4104 nt
Organism: Patiria miniata (bat star)
Lineage: Eukaryota; Metazoa; Echinodermata; Asteroidea; Valvatida; Asterinidae
Exons: 20
Coding region: 360-3530 (1056 amino acids)
Biological process (GO): Rho protein signal transduction
Molecular function (GO): guanyl-nucleotide exchange factor activity
Source: RefSeq, a predicted model, not a curated record